This is a messenger RNA of Euleptes europaea (tarantolino), 1008 nucleotides long. It is a transcript of the gene YDJC, whose product is annotated as YdjC chitooligosaccharide deacetylase homolog. Bases 49 to 1002 code for a protein of 317 amino acids. Gene Ontology annotation, biological process: carbohydrate metabolic process. The record is from RefSeq and is a predicted model, not a curated record. The transcript has 6 exons. Gene Ontology annotation, molecular function: deacetylase activity. Lineage: Eukaryota; Metazoa; Chordata; Lepidosauria; Squamata; Sphaerodactylidae.
GCUGCUGUUGCUGCUCCCGCAGUUCUUCCACGAUGGGGUUGACUCUUAAUGAUGCCCAAGGCGACUGUGAAGCUUAUAGUAACCGGGGAUGACUUUGGCUACUGCCCAAGAAGAAACCAAGGCAUUGUGGAGUGUUUCCUUGCAGGCGCUGUUUCCAACGUGUCCCUUCUGGUCAAUGGCAGCGCUGUCUCCGACGCAGUACAACUGGCGAGGAGGUAUCACAUUCCGAUAGGACUUCAUGCCAACCUAUCCGAAGGCGUACCUGCUUGCCGCGCACUGAAAGAGAAAUCCUCGCUGCUCAACCAAGAAGGGUUCUUCCAUGGAAAGAUGGGAAUCAGGACGGUGUUAGCAGAAGGUCUCCUUAAGAUGUCUGAGGUGAAGCAGGAAUUGAUAGCCCAAGUGGAAUUGUUCCGCGAACUCACAGGCCACCUGCCUCAUCACAUGGAUGGACAUCAGCAUGUCCAUGUUCUUCCAGAGGUCAGACACGUCUUUGCACAGGUGUUAGAGGAAUAUGGAAUCAGACAUACUCGUGUCCCUAUAGAACCAGCUCUUCACCACUGCAGCUGGAUAAAUCCACACUUAAUGAACUUUUACCUGGGCGUGGAAAAGGAUUCACUGAAUACGGUGGAUGUUUUCACGAAGCACGGGAUAAGGUGGCCAGAUAUAUACAUAGGCUUGAGCACCAUGGGGAAAAAUAUGUCGGUCAGCAACAUCCUCAGAGCCAUUGAUAAUGCUACCACAGAUUUCCUGGCUAAGGCAGAGCCCUCCAUCCCUCCGAGUUCCCCCUCAAGCCCAGAUCAAGAAAUCAGAACUGUAACAAUUGAGCUGAUGACGCACCCAGGGUACCCCAGUGUUCCACCUGUCGGGGGCUGUGGCGAGGGACCAGAUGACUUCUCUCAGUCAUGGGAACGCUUACACGAGCUGGAGACGUUAAAGAACCCGGAGCUGCAGAGCCAUUACAAAACAAGGAACAUUCAGCUGUGUGCAUUUAAAGACUUUUAAACAUGU